Molecule: messenger RNA, 543 nt
Organism: Syzygium oleosum
Lineage: Eukaryota; Viridiplantae; Streptophyta; Magnoliopsida; Myrtales; Myrtaceae
Product: pentatricopeptide repeat-containing protein At3g13160, mitochondrial-like
Exons: 1
Coding region: 1-543 (180 amino acids)
Cellular component (GO): chloroplast
Molecular function (GO): protein binding
Source: RefSeq, a predicted model, not a curated record
AUGUCCUCGGUGCUUCGGCGACUCCAUGGCGUCUUGACCGGACGGCCCAGGCUCCCCCGCGUGGACCUCGGCAAGCAAUGCGACCUCGGGCAACUGGUCGCCAAGUUCAAGCAGCUCUCCGAGUCCGGCGAGUUUCGUCGCAGGCGUGUCCUGUACGAGAAGACCGUCCGGCGCCUCGCCAGGCACCGGCAGUUCGCCUUGAUCGAGGACCUCCUCGAAGACCAGAAGCAGUACGUGGGGAGUUCCAGCGACAAAUUCGCGGUCCGUUUGAUAAGUCUUUAUGGGAAAGCGGGCAUGUUCGAGCAUGCCCAGAAGCUGUUCGACGAAAUGCCUAGCCUGAAGAGGGACCGCUCGCUGCUGCACCUGAAUGCCCUUUUGGCUGUCUGUAUUUGUUCCAAUAAGCUCGAUAAGGUCGACGAGAUUUUCCGUCUGUUGCCAGAGAAACUGUCGCUGGAUGUUGAUGUUUGCACCUACAAUACAGUUAUUAAGGGUUAUUGCCGGAUGGGUGCAAGGGAGAGAGAAGGCCGAUCAGGAGAGAGCUAA